AUGUCACCGACGCUCGCGGCCCUGGUAAUCGGCACCGCGGCGCACGGGCCAUCCGUUCAUGUCUGCAUCGCGCAAGGCCCGCCCUCUCACGUGCUGCGUAGCGCGGCUGCGGCACGUGCGGCUGCGGCACCGCUGAUGGGCCUGCUGGACGGCGCCAGGUCGGUCGCGGACGGUGCCAAGUCGAUUGCGGACGGCGUCAAGGCGGCGUACGAGGACGAUUCGUUUGUCCCGGAAGGCUUCGUGCGCGCGCGUCACAUCCUCUUCCUCGCGAGCGAAGGCGACUGCGAGGCAAAGGCGGCGGCGCUCACCGCUCGUAUCGAGCGCGGCGAGAUCGACUUCGACGAUGCGGCGCUGCGCUUCUCUGCGUGCCCGACGCGCGACCUGCACGGGGCGCUCGGGACCUUUGCGUCACUGAGCCGGCUGCGCGAAGGCACUCUGAGCGGCGACUCCAUGCCGUACGACGGCAAGGACACGGCCGCCUUUGACAGGCUCGUCCAGACCGCCGAGGUGGGGCGGCUCUGCACCGUGGCGAGCCAGUGGGGGACGCACAUCGUGCUGGUCGAGGCGCGCGGGGGAGAGGGCGGCGGCGAGGGCGGCGGCGGCGAGGGUGAAGCGCAGAAAGUCGAAGCUUCAGCCUCCACAGGCACCGGGUUUGGCGGUUCUGCUGCUGUGACGAGCCGCGCUGGUAAGGCCAAGGGGAGGAGAGGAGGCAGUCGGCGUAGGUGA
This is a messenger RNA of Emiliania huxleyi CCMP1516, 726 nucleotides long. RefSeq lists its product as hypothetical. NCBI's taxonomy places the organism in Eukaryota, Haptophyta, Isochrysidales, Noelaerhabdaceae. Gene Ontology annotation, molecular function: peptidyl-prolyl cis-trans isomerase activity. The transcript has a single exon. The record is from RefSeq and is a predicted model, not a curated record. The coding region runs from base 1 to 726 and encodes 241 amino acids.